This is a messenger RNA of Synchiropus splendidus (mandarinfish), 3758 nucleotides long. RefSeq names its product SID1 transmembrane family, member 2 (gene sidt2). The transcript is spliced from 26 exons. Lineage: Eukaryota; Metazoa; Chordata; Actinopteri; Syngnathiformes; Callionymidae. The record is from RefSeq and is a predicted model, not a curated record. Gene Ontology annotation, cellular component: membrane. The coding region runs from base 689 to 3244 and encodes 851 amino acids.
UCCGGGUUGUCAAACGACCUAGUUGCAUCUCUAUAAUAUACAUCAUGUUGACGAUGUAAAAAGUAAACAUUGCGUCUAUAUCCUGUUGGAGUGUUUACCUCAGUCGGCCAGCGUCAUGACGUCAUGACGUCCUUUUGGAUUGUUUAUUGUGUGAGCGUGGAGGGGCGCUAAUGGAGCUGCCUGGUUGUCAACACUUUUUCACCGUAAUGGCAAGAAUUACGGAUAUAUUCACGCAGCACAUGGGAUUUACUUUGUGACAGUCGGCGCUGUCGCUGGACAGUUUUAACGCCGUGCUAUUUUCUUCUCGGAGAAAACGUUCAUGGGACUAAAACCUAGAAUCAAAACAUUGUAGUGUUCGUGAAGCUAACAGCGCUAACGUCAGCAUUGCUGACGAACAGUUGUCCAGCUUUGAGGGAGACUUGAAUAUCACUGUCUCGGGUUGGUGUUAAAGCGACGCGUUUGGCUUCUUCGUUCACAGUCUGUUUAACCUUUUUAAGAAAACGUAAAGUCGAGGUGUUUUUUGUCGAUGUAAACAUCCCGCUGUCACUGUAGCUUCCCGGUGUUUUGGUCAUUACUGGAAGUGGGGCCGGUCAGCUUGACAAGUUACCUCCUCAAUGACAUUGAUGGGGUGGAGUUUUUCUUAUUCGCACUAGAAGAACGCUACUCAUCAGUGACAAAGCUGAGGAAGAUGGUGUCAAGGAGUCGGUGGAAAUCUCGACAUAAAGGUGCUGUCGUUUGGCAGCGGUCAGGAGUGGCGUUAUUCCUGUGGUUGUGCGUGGCUCAGAUCGGCUGCAGCAGCGGUGACUUGGCGCAGGCGAAAAAUGUGGUCCAGAGAGACGCCGAGUUUGAUAUCACUUAUAAUGACACGGUUACUAGUGAGAACCAGACCAUCUAUGCUUUCAACCACACUGUCUCCAGGAACAAGACCGAGGGAGUUCGUGUGUCAGUGGACGUGCUGUCUCAGGAAAUGAGGAGCCCCAUCUUGUUUGUGAUCCGACAGAAGCAGGCUGUCCUGUCUUUCCAAGUACCUCUCAUUCUAAGAGGCCUAUACCAAAGGAAGUACCCUUACAAUCAUGUGGGUCGGACCUUGUGUCAGCCUCCAACCAAGGCAGUGGCAGAGACCCAGUACUUCUUCGUGGAUGUGUCCACUCUGUCCAAUGAAGCAACAAACUACAAGCUCCGUGUCAGUCGCGUUGAAAGCUUCACCCUCCAGACAAACAUCAUUUUCAGCUUCACCGCUUCUCCGUCCCAACCACAGUACUUCAAGUAUAAUUUUCCAGAUGGAGUGGACACUGUCAUUGUCAAAGUCAGCUCAGAGAUGAACUUUCCCUGCUCUGUGAUGUCUAUCCAAGAUAUCCAGUGUCCUGUGUAUGACCUGGACAACAAUGUAGCUUUCAUCGGCAUGUACCAAACGAUGACUAAAAAAGGUGCCAUCACUGUGCAGAGGAAAGAUUUUCCCAACAACAGCUUCUAUGUGGUGGUCGUGGUCAAAACCGAGGAUGAAGCAUGCGGAGGUCCGCUACUUUUAUACCCACUGCACCCAGAUGAACUCAUAGAUGCCGGAAAUCGAACCAAAGUCCUUGAUAUUGUGGUCUCUCCUGCGAUCAAGACGGAAAUCUAUGUCAUGGGUAUGCUGUUCUGUUUGGGGAUAUUUCUCUCCUUCUACCUACUCACCUUGCUGGUUGCCUGUGUGGAGAACAAACGGACGAGUAAGAAGAGAGAGGUGUUCGAGAAUCCGCCUGACAUGUCGCCCGCAGAGACAGCCUCCCUGCUCGGGAAAAGUGGAGACGGCAAGACUCCAGCGUCACCGUACGAGUACGGCUCAAUGGCUGACAACUGCAGCACCCUGAGUUCAGAGGCCGUCACAGAAAGCGCCACAUCCACUGACAACAACUAUGGAUACAUAGAACGAUCGCUGGACACCGUGGGCCGCAGCAGACAGGAGUCCCUGAGCUCAGUGGAGGAGGACGACUACGACACUCUGGAUGAUAUUGAAUCAGACAAGAACAUAGUUCGCACCAAAAAAUACCUGUGUGUGUCGGACUUGGCCCGCAAAGACAAGAGAAUCCUCAGCAAGAAAUAUCAGAUCUACUUCUGGAAUAUCUCCACCAUCGCUGUGUUCUACGCUCUGCCGGUCAUCCAGCUGGUCAUCACGUAUCAGACAGUCGUGAACGUCACGGGAAACCAGGAUAUCUGCUACUACAACUUCAUGUGCGCUCACCCUCUGGGAGCUUUGAGUGCAUUCAACAACAUCCUCAGUAACCUGGGUUACGUGAUGUUGGGGCUCCUCUUCCUCCUCAUUGUCCUGAAGAGGGACGUCGUCCACAACCGGGCUCUGUGCCGCAAUGACAUCAACGCACUGGAAUGUGGGAUUCCAAAACACUUUGGUCUGUUCUACGCCAUGGGCACCGCCCUGAUGAUGGAGGGUUUGCUCAGCGCCUGCUACCAUGUGUGUCCCAACUACACCAACUUCCAGUUUGACACGUCGUUCAUGUACAUGAUCGCAGGGCUGUGCAUGUUGAAGUUGUAUCAGAAGAGACACCCAGACAUCAACGCCAGCGCCUACACGGCCUACGCCUGUCUGGCCGCCGUCAUCUUCUUCUCCGUGCUGGGCGUGGUGUUCGGGAAAGGAAACGCAGCCUUCUGGAUCGUUUUCUCGGUCAUCCACAUCCUGGCCACUCUCCUGCUCAGCACUCAGCUCUACUACAUGGGCAGGUGGAGACUGGACUCGGGAGUCUUGCGCCGGAUGAUUAAUAUCAUCUACACGGACUGCAUUCGCCAGUGCAGCGGACCCAUGUAUAUAGACCGGAUGGUUUUGCUGGUGAUGGGAAACAUAGUCAACUGGUCUCUGGCGGCGUACGGCCUCAUCGAGAGGCCCAACGACUUCGCCUCCUACUUGCUGGCCAUCGCCAUCUGUAACCUGCUGCUGUACUUUGCCUUCUACAUCAUCAUGAAGCUGCGGAGCGGAGAGAGGAUCCAGUGUCUGGCGCUGGUGUGCAUCCUCUUCACCGCUGUGGUUUGGGGCUUUGCACUGUACUUCUUCUUCCAAGGCCUCAGCACAUGGCAGAAAACUCCAGCAGAGUCCCGCGAACACAACCGAGACUGUAUUCUACUUUCUUUCUUCGACGACCAUGACAUCUGGCACUUCCUGUCCUCCAUCGCCAUGUUUGGCUCUUUCCUGGUCCUGCUCACCAUGGACGACGACCUCGACAGUGUCCAGAGGGACAAGAUCUACGUCUUUUAGAUGCGUCAUCUGCCUUACAACUUCUCUCUCUGGUGUUCCGUCCUCCCGCCGUGGGGUCAGAGACUUCCCUCCAGUGGCUCCUUAACCACACACACAUGGAGGGGUGGGAAAGGACCCUCGGGACUUGUUUUUUGAAGGACACUUCUGUGUCAAUCACGAGUGAAGCUGAUGGUGAAAUGUGUCGUCCUCUCGCUGCCAUCGUUUUUAACUGUACUGGAUGUGCACCUACUGCUCGCGCUAAAAAUGACCGUUGCAGUCCAUUUUAUAUUGUUUUACUAAUGACGCGUUUUGAUAUGUUUGUACGCCGAGUGUGUUUCUACAGUUGUGUGCGUUUACAUGACAGUGUGCGUCCGUGGCCUUCACUGUUCCAAUAAUCCUGAUAUACUGUGCGACACUCCCUCACAGACAUUGAUGAUUGUACUGUAUUUAACGUUUUUUGCACUGUUGCGAAUGAAAAACAGAUUUAAUGUCAAUAAUCGCGUCACGCGUUUACUGAAUAAAGGUCUCAUUCUCA